AUGACGGUUGCCACAGAAAAACCUGAAAGCCAAACGAAAAUUCGUGAAAUAUUACAAAAAUAUAGCUCAGUGUUCGCUGAUGGAAUCGGUAAAGUCCAUGGAAUCAAAGGAAAUCUACAUCUAAUUGAUGAUGCGAAAGCAAUUUUCUGUAAGGCACGACCAGUUCCAUAUGAUUUGAAACCAAAAAUUGAACGAGAACUAGGAAAUCUAGAAAAUAUUGGAAUUCUAGAAAAAGUGGACACCAGCAAUUGGGCAACACCAAUUGUACAAGUUCCCAAGAAAAAUGGAAAAGUUAGGAUCUGUGGAGACUUCAAGGUCACACUCAACGCUCAGCUAAACGUAGACCUAUAUCCCUUACCGAAAAUAGAGGAUAUAUUUGCGUCCUUGUCCAAUGGAGAACAUUUCUCUAAAAUUGAUUUGAGACAAGCAUAUCUACACAUGGAAAUGGAAGAAAAAUCCAAAACGUACCUGACGAAAAAUACCCGCAAAGGAUUGUAUCGAUAUAACAGACUGUUGUAUGGGGUAGCAUCGGCACCAUCAAUUUGGCAAAGAACUAUGGACCAGAUUCUACAAGGAUUACCAGGUGUUCACUGCAUAUUAGAUGACAUGAUAGUCACUGGCAAAACCGAUGAGGAACAUUUAAGAAAUUUGGAUAGUGUUCUUCAACGCCUCCAGAAAUUUGGAUUAAGGGCUUACCUUGAAAAAUGUUACUUUUUCAAAGACAGUGUCCAAUAUUGUGGACAUGAAGUCACAAAAGAUUGA
Magallana angulata is the source of this 762-nucleotide messenger RNA. RefSeq lists its product as uncharacterized. The coding region runs from base 1 to 762 and encodes 253 amino acids. The record is from RefSeq and is a predicted model, not a curated record. NCBI's taxonomy places the organism in Eukaryota, Metazoa, Mollusca, Bivalvia, Ostreida, Ostreidae. The transcript has a single exon.